AUGGGGGAGAUUGUGGUUUUAAGUAGCGACGAUGGCAUGGAGACGUAUGAAGAGACGAUGAUGAACAGAGGCAAGUCAUCGGAAGUUGUCCGGUGGGAGAAGUAUCUUCCGAAAACGGUGCUUAGGGUUUUGCUAGUCGAAUCCGAUGACUCAACUCGCCAAAUCAUCACCGCCCUUCUUCGGAAAUGCUCUUACAAAGUUGUAGCUGUUUCCGAUGGUUUAGCUGCGUGGGAGACUCUAAAAGGCAAGUCGCAUAACAUCGACCUUAUACUAACGGAGCUGGAUUUGCCAUCAAUAUCUGGUUUUGCUCUCCUUGCUUUGGUGAUGGAGCAUGAAGCUUGCAAGAACAUUCCUGUCAUAAUGAUGUCUUCGCAAGAUUCGAUAACAAUGGUCUUGAAGUGUAUGCUGAGAGGCGCUGCUGAUUAUCUGAUUAAACCCAUGAGGAAAAACGAGUUGAAAAAUCUAUGGCAGCAUGUGUGGAGGAGACUUACUUUGCGUGAUGAUGGUACUGCUCAUGCUCAUAGCUUACCAGCUUCACAGCAUAACCUUGAAGAUACUGAUGAAACUAGUGAAGAAGAUUCCAGAUAUCAUUCUGAUCAAGGAAGUGGUGCUCAGGCUAUCAGCUACAACGGUCACAAUAAGCUAAUGGCGGAUGUCAAACCGCUGGAUGAAACUGACAAAAAAAUUGGAUCUUUCGAUGUGACAAUGGAUUUGAUUGGUGGAAUUGACAAACGGACCGAGUGUUACGGUAAAGCCAACUCUCCUGACGAGUGCGUUGGUCCAGAGCUUGGGCUCUCUUUGAAAAGAUCUUGCUCUGGAAGUUUCGAGAAGCAAGAUGAAAGCAAGCAUCCAAAGCUUAGUCUCACCGACGCAUCAGCCUUCUCACGAUAUGAGAACAGCAAGCUAGCAGAGAAAGCAGUCGUUGCUUUAGAGGCGAGUAGUUCAGCUGAGCCCAAGACACCAAGCGAAUCACAUGAGAAGUUGAGAAAAGUAAGAUCAUCUGAUCACGGAAGCGCUACAACGAGCAGUAACCAAGAGAAUAUCGGAUCAUCAAGCAUAAGCGGACAGAACCAAGUUCUUCAGUCCGCGGUUACGAAUCAGAAGCAACACCCGCAAGACUCUCCCUCCUUUCCAGAAGAAUCAGUUCGCCUGAAAGCAGGCAAGGACAAGGAGGUGGAAGUUGGUUCUCAAAGCACCUGCAACACCAGUGGACAGAGCAGCAGCACAGAGAAGCCAAAGGAAGACGAAAGUCUCAGUUUUCAGCAACGUUGGAGCCAGAGAGAAGCUGCACUGAUGAAAUUCCGACUGAAGAGGAAAGAUCGAUGCUUUGAUAAAAAGGUUCGGUAUCAGAGCAGGAAGAAGCUAGCGGAGCAGCGUCCACGUGUGAAAGGCCAGUUCGUGCGUGCCGUGAAUUCAGACGCGUCUACUAAAGCCUGA
Molecule: messenger RNA, 1437 nt
Organism: Thlaspi arvense
Lineage: Eukaryota; Viridiplantae; Streptophyta; Magnoliopsida; Brassicales; Brassicaceae
Source: the annotation of a GenBank genome assembly